AAUGCCAUCUGGACUGCUAUGAGAUUGAAGUGAGAAGGAUCAUCAAUGAUGGAUGGUCGUUGACCAUUUAGUGCAACUACCUCUCAUUUUAGUGGGGAAGCAUCUGCAUUGGCUUUGACAAAUACAGUUUAAAAUAUUUUAUUGGAUCAAACUUUUCUUAGGGAUAUGAAUUCCAGUUUACUAUAUGGAAUUUUUGUAAAAAUCACUUCUCGCUUUUAUUUCUUCCUUAUUCAAUCAUGAGAUUUUUGUCGGUUUAUAUUGGCAAGAUACUUCGGCUAAUUUCGUUAAUUUGGCAGAUACUAGGCAGCACCUACAUAGCUACACUGCUAGUUCAACCUUUGCUUCCUGCAUGGAUAUUCAAUCAUGAGAAUUGCUGCUUUUUGCUAGUUCAGACUGAUGCUGAUGGUCUUGUCAAUAGAGGGAACACAUUUAAGGAGAUUGGUAGAGUUACUGAAGCAAUUCAGGAUUAUAUACGUGCUGUGAAUAUCAGACCAACUAUGCCUGAAGCCCAUGCAAAUUUGGCUUCAGCUUACAAAGAUAGUUUACAAAUCUCAAGUACUCCAGAGUUGAAAUUGAUGAAGUGCGGUUCGAGUGGGGCUCAUCUGAACCCAUUUUCUGGCCUUCUCCUCGAGCAAGCUUUCGAUCCAGCUUCUCAUGCAUCGGAAACGCCGCGCGCUUCCUUCUCGUUAGGCAGCGUUCUCUUCUGCAACACCUCGUCCCUCGGACGUAUCGAACCUGUUGACUCGUUCUCGUGUCGUCCUUCUCGCUAG
Zingiber officinale is the source of this 770-nucleotide messenger RNA. RefSeq lists its product as uncharacterized. Bases 237 to 770 code for a protein of 177 amino acids. The record is from RefSeq and is a predicted model, not a curated record. Gene Ontology annotation, molecular function: protein binding; protein N-acetylglucosaminyltransferase activity. Gene Ontology annotation, biological process: protein O-linked glycosylation. The transcript is spliced from 3 exons. Lineage: Eukaryota; Viridiplantae; Streptophyta; Magnoliopsida; Zingiberales; Zingiberaceae.